Molecule: messenger RNA, 447 nt
Organism: Macrosiphum euphorbiae (potato aphid)
Lineage: Eukaryota; Metazoa; Arthropoda; Insecta; Hemiptera; Aphididae
Source: the annotation of a GenBank genome assembly
AUGAAGAUAGCGCUCGGAACGGUCAACGCGUAUAUAUACGGGUACAUUUCACCGACCGAGCAACAGUACUCUUUCAACCUUCAAAACAUCAAGACUUCAGAAAUCAACACACUCUGCCGUCUAUUGAAGGAUAAGAGGAGAACGACCGACACCGAAGAGGAACGCCGCGACCGCCACAACCGGACACCGCUAGUGAAGACUGCCCCAAGCUCGACCGGUUCAGUCCAGACCAUCGGACGACGACAUAACCAGCCGCCGACAACGCCGACGGAUCAAGACAGUGGAGCGGGGCUGACCCGAUACGAAGCAGCGAUACGAACUCUUGGCUACCAACCAUCGUCCAAGGAGCCGACGACUAUCCUCAAGUCCACCAACCAACCCGGAGUGGAGGAGUCAAAGAGGAGUCAAAGAACCACGCAUCAGCCCGUAUACUCGGUGGAAAUUUAA